Mycosarcoma maydis (corn smut) is the source of this 1170-nucleotide messenger RNA. RefSeq lists its product as uncharacterized. NCBI's taxonomy places the organism in Eukaryota, Fungi, Basidiomycota, Ustilaginomycetes, Ustilaginales. The transcript has a single exon. The record is from RefSeq and is a predicted model, not a curated record. Bases 1 to 1170 code for a protein of 389 amino acids.
AUGUGGCUGUGCAUCGGCAUCUUCGCCUACGAUACGCUACAAUACCUCGCCUUUGAUCUCUCGAUCGUGUUGGGCAGACGUCCACGGAGAUGGCCGCAGCUGCCCUAUCUGCUCAGCAAGCUAUUCAUGUGGUCCUACCUGCUCUCCAACAUGAUCCUUGUCCUGACCAAUGCCGAGAUCGACUGCAAGGGUACGCUCUACGCGAUCGAAGCGCAGAUGGGCCUGAUCACCGUCUCGUCUUCUGUGCUUCUGGCGUUGCGUGCGGUUUGCGUCUACAGUGGAAAAGCGCAAACGGCCGUAUCGGCGCUGCUGAGCAUCAUGACGCUCGGCCUGCUCGCCGCCUGGAUGGAAGGGGUCACCGAUGUUCAAGCCACAUGGAUCCCCAAAGGCGGUAACCCCUGGCAGGAGGGCACCUGCUCCUUUACCACCAUGUCCAAGCAGUACGCGAUCAAGUACAUCGUCACCAUCGUGUUUGACUUUGUUGUUAUGGCGCUUACUGUUGUGGGCGUGGUUAGAAUGACCAGUGGUACGCGCAUUGGUGCGGUUCUCAUCAGGCAAGGCAUCCAGUACUUCCUAGCCACGUUCGUCAUCAACUCGCUCGUGGCUGGUUUGACACUGGCCAACCUCAACUCGGUCAUGUCGCUCAUUGGCGCCGUCCCGAGCGCUACGGUCUGCGUCAUGUGCUCGACACGACUCUACGUUCGCCUGGCGGAGGAGGUCAAGCCGAAACCGGACGGUAUCAGCUCAACCCGACUCAGCACCUCUCUCAGUGGAUCGGGUAUGGAAAAAGUUUCUCGCUUCUUCAAGCGCUCCAACCAGCUUCACGCUUCGCUUGCAAACAGUAUUAGCCACUCGUCGUCCAACGACGGAACCGUCGCCAAAUCGCACGGUGUCGACGUGCUAAGUUACGGCCUGCACAAUGGGGCGCACUCAUCGGCUGAUGUAAAGAGCUUCGACACCACCAACUCGCAUGAAGAUCUCGAGGCGCAGACGAGCAGUCGUGGCCAGAGCUUGGGCGCAACUGCCAUUAUCAACAUCAUCGAAGAGCACACCGUCACCCGAGAACCUAUGCCGGAACACUUGGCCGGUGUUCUCGCUCGUCACGAGUUCAACCAUGCCGGCAAGGUCGAGAACGCCGAAGCCCAAUUUCCGCAUCUGAGCAAGUCGUAG